This is a messenger RNA of Cicer arietinum (chickpea), 813 nucleotides long. RefSeq names its product SKP1-like protein 21. NCBI's taxonomy places the organism in Eukaryota, Viridiplantae, Streptophyta, Magnoliopsida, Fabales, Fabaceae. The record is from RefSeq and is a predicted model, not a curated record. Gene Ontology annotation, biological process: ubiquitin-dependent protein catabolic process.
AUGGGUUUCAAAAUGAUUAAAUCAUACAUCUGGUUAAGAACUGAAGAUGGAUCAAUCCAACAAGUGGAGAAAUCAAUAGCGAUAUCUAGCCCAAUGAUUUGUGAAGAAAUAGUGGUGAAUGGUAAAGGAUCUUCAAAAAAUUGUGCGGUAUCUCUCCCAGAAUGUGUCACUACUGAAAUUUUAGGUUUGAUACUUAAUUACUGCCAAUUUCAUCAAGUAACUGGACGUUCCGAUAAGGAGCGUAAAAAUUUUGAUGACACAUUUGUUCGCACGGAUACAUCUACAUUAUGUUUAUUAGCAACUGCUGCUGAAAAACUUCAACUUAAUCAUCUGCUUCAAUUGAUUUGUAAAGCACUUGCUAGAGAAUUUCAAGGAAACAGUCCAGACAAGAUUCGUGAAAAGUUUCACAUACAAGAUGACCUAACUGAGGAAGAGAAGUUGAAGCCCCUCAAAAAUAUGACUCACCAUCCACAUAUCCGAUUACUUAACAAACUAAAUGCUAGAAAGCUAAAAGAACUCAAUGACAAGAAUAAAUUUAAGGAUGUUGAAGUUGCGGAGGACCUUAAAGAUGAGCGCUCAAUAGAUGAUAUACUUUCAUUUAUCAAUGGCACAGGUGAAGGAGUCGAACUCUUCUGCUUCACACAUGAAAAUGAAAAUCUGGACAAUGCCUUAGAGGCCUCUUCAAGUAAACACUCAGUUGGACCAGAUCUUCCUAAUAUUGAUUUAUCUCCAAAUGUCGAGUUUAUGGAAAGCGAUUUUGCUGAUGACUUAGAUCCUGUAUUGCAGGCAGAGAUUGACAGGUUAGAUACAUAA